Messenger RNA from Brenthis ino (lesser marbled fritillary), 1431 nucleotides. Lineage: Eukaryota; Metazoa; Arthropoda; Insecta; Lepidoptera; Nymphalidae. The record is from the annotation of a GenBank genome assembly.
AUGUCUGAAAUGUUUAUAAUAUUAUUGUUAUUUCUUACAUGUAUUAACGCAAGAAGGUUUUCUGAAGAAGAAUAUCCCGGAAACUUCUAUGACACCAACCAAUUCGAUAAAAUAAAUGCAGCUUUGCAAAUGUUAGAGCAUGCUCCUGAGUGGAUACCAAACUGGCCUAACCCAGCCAUUGAAAUGGGUCAAGUGUCAGGAGUAGCCCUUGACUCAUCAGGACUUCUCUAUGUGUUUCAUCGGUCAUCUAAUACUUGGGACAUUAACACAUUCACAGAGACUAAUGCAUAUCGGAGGAUUGGUGAUAAUCCAAUACCUCAACCAACUAUUUUAAUCUUCAAUGAAACUGGGAAACUCGUUGACUCAUGGGGACAAAAUUUAUUCUACAUUCCACAUGGCAUCACAGUUGACAACAAAGGCAAUGUGUGGGUGACAGAUGUUGCUCUCCAUCAAGUGUUCAAAUUCACUCCGGACAACCGCACCCAUCCUGCAUUAACACUUGGGGAGAAAUUCGUGCCGCGUGACGACGACACGCACUUCUGCAAGCCGACCGCGGUGGCGGUGAUGUCGACGGGCGAUUUCUUCGUGGCGGACGGAUACUGCAACUCGCGUAUCGUGAAGUUCGCGCCCGACGGCACCAGGAUACUGCAGUGGGGGAAACAGGGCGGCGCGGGGUCGUACGCGCUGCGCGUGCCGCACGCGCUGGCGCUGGCGGAGGCGCGCGGCGAGCUGUGCGCCGCCGACCGCGAGCACGGGCGCGUGCUGUGCUACCGCGCCGACUCCGCCGCCUACGUCGCCUCCUACAGCCACUGGCUCGUCGGCGCGCGCGUCUUCAGCGUCGCCUACUCGCCCGCGCACGGCGGUCAGCUGUACAUCGUGAACGGGCCCACCAACGGCGUCGUGCCGGUGCGCGGGUACGUCAUCGACUACAACACGGGCAAGCUCGUCAAGACCUUCGCGCCUAAAGACGGAUUCAGCAACCCGCACGAUGUGGCGGUGAGCGCCGACGGGUCGCGCGUGUACGUGGCGGAGCUGGACCCGCACCGCGCGCUCGCCUUCCGCGACGUCGCGGCCCCCGGGCUCCCCGCUGCGCAGUCUCCCGGGGCUCCCGCCGCAGGCUCCCCAGCCGCCGCGGCCCCCGCCGCGCCCCCCGCUAAGCCCACUGCCACCACUGAAGUGUCAGGCGGUGAGUGGGAGGUGUGGGGAGCGUGGGGCGCGUGGGGCGGCGCGGCUGGCGCGCUGCUCGCCGCCGCGCUGCUGCUGGCGCUGUGCGCGGCUCGCUCCCGCGGACGCAAGUCUAUCAGUCGCCGUCGCUGGGACUACGGCCACAGUGAGUUCAAGCUACGCCGGUUUCUGGAGCGUCGUCGCUUCACGCGGGUGCACUCGGACGACUCGGAGGACGAACCCGCGCCCAUGUUACCACCCACAGCC